GAGGUAGGGUUUUAGGAUGUGUGCUGAGUGCUGACUAAUGAAACUGAGAGAAGCUUUAUACUGUAAAGAGGAGGCGAGUUUGAUUUGGCGGAAGGAAGAAGCAUGAGUGAGUUGAGCGCGGAGGACAUCCUUCGGGAGAAGAAGACUCAUAACCCCAACUCCAUCACUUCUAUCUCUCUUGAUCACAAAGCUCUUUCUUCUGUCUCAUGUUUAAGCAAUUUCAACAACCUUGACAGACUCGACUUAUCCUUCAACAGUUUAACAUCACUCAAGGGUUUGGAGUCGUGUUUCAAUUUGAAAUGGUUAUCUGUGCAACAAAACAAGCUUCACACCUUGAAUGGGAUUGAAGCGCUCACUAAUCUCGCUGUGUUUAACGCUGGCAAAAAUAAACUUAGAUCUAUGGACCAGGUGAAAACCCUGGUCAAAUUACGUGCUUUGAUAUUAAAUGACAAUGAGAUUACAUCAAUUUCUGGCCUCGAUCAACUUACAGAAUUGAAUACUCUUGUUCUGUCUAGGAAUCCUAUCCGUAAGGUGGGCAAUUCAUUGGCUAAGCAGAAAUCGAUUGUAAAGAUUUCUCUCUCCAACUGCCAACUAGAAGAUAUUGACAAUUCAAUCAAAGCUUGCACUGGACUUGAGCAACUGCGCCUUGCUCAUAAUGAUAUUAAGACUCUUCCCGAGGGGCUGGCUUAUAGCAAGAAACUUCAAAUUCUGGACUUAGGAAACAACAUGAUCUCAAGGUGGUCAGACCUGGAGGUACUUUCUUCAUUGCAUAACUUGAAAAACCUGAAUUUACUUGGAAAUCCAAUAGCCGAGAAGGUCAAGCUCAUAAAGAAGGUGAACAAGUUAGUUCCCAGUUUGCAGAUACUCAAUUCUAAAAGAAUGGAUAUGAGCAAUAAGAAGGAUCAGAAAAACGAGAGUGCUGUGGUUAAUGUAGGAAAUGAGCUUAAACCAUCAACCAAAAAGGAUCAUGAUGUGAAGCACUGGGAUACUAGUUCCAACAACUACAUGGAUGUUGAUUCUGACAAACAGGUGAAUAAUAAAGGGCUGAGUAAUGACCAUAAGCUUGCCAAGGAUAGAAAACUUGAUGACAAUACACAUGUUAUGGGUAAAGAGGGAUCUUGCAGGAAAUCGAAGGUUGUAGAACGUAAUGAAAAUGUUAUUGAGAAAAGAGAUCAGAAGAAUCCUAGAAAGCUUAAAACAAGUCAAAUACCUGAAGGGGAGCCAGAAGUGGUACAAAUUGAUGGUAAGAAUGAGCAGAAGAAAAAGGAGAAGCACAUAGAGAAAGAAGUUCCCGUGCAAGAAGCUGAAAAACCUGUAAAAGAUGAAAGAUCAAAAAGAAAGGUAGCACAUUUGGAUAUUAUUGAUGAUAAGGAAACUUCAUUUGCAGAACUUGUAGCUUAUGAUGCCACCGAAAUUGUGAAUCCUCCCGACAAGCAAAGAAGAGGCAGCCAAGGUGUUGGAAAAGUCGACACAUUUAGUGCUCUGGUUACUUAUCCCGCAAAGAAAAAGAAAAGCAAGAAUCAAGGUUCUAAAGCUUCUGUGCUUCAGUUUCUGACGCCCGAAGUUGGACUGGGUGGGCCAUCAGCAUGGACCGACUGAUAACUACUGAUGCAUUCUGUUGAAGCUCAGUUCUAUGUGAAACUACUUGUCAUCUUUUUUUCUUGUUGGUCCUCUCCGGUAUCACUUGUAUCAUUUGCUCAGGUCACUCAGGAUACAUAUCUGGCUUACGCUGAAGGUGCAGGUACUUCAGGUGUAGUCCUUGUAGAAUUAAAUGUCUGCUUUUGUGGUGCUCAGUUUUUUACUAAACCAAAUUUUUUCAUAUCACCGUAGAGGUCAAUCAUACAAUCUGAUGUUUCUUUUCCUAGA
This is a messenger RNA of Spinacia oleracea (spinach), 1866 nucleotides long. RefSeq names its product plant intracellular Ras-group-related LRR protein 3. The record is from RefSeq and is a predicted model, not a curated record. Gene Ontology annotation, molecular function: protein binding. NCBI's taxonomy places the organism in Eukaryota, Viridiplantae, Streptophyta, Magnoliopsida, Caryophyllales, Amaranthaceae. The coding region runs from base 103 to 1599 and encodes 498 amino acids. The transcript is spliced from 10 exons.